AUGCACACAUUAUUUCGACUCGUUAGUUAUCUUUUAGUUCAACGUGCUUUAUCGCGGAAUAUAUUUGAACGGAAUGAAACGGCUAGUUCGACAUUAUUGAAACGCAACGAAGAUGAUUUGAUCAGUCCAACACUUCACGAGGAUCUAACUUCAUUAGAUCAUUAUUUCUUUUCUUAUGAUGUUAUUGAUCAUGUCACAAUAUUAAUCAAAUUUGAUAUAACACGGACAUUUCUGUUCCGAAAGAAUCCAAAUCUUUACAAUGCACAUGUCUACAUAAGCAAAUUACCAUCAAUGAAUUACAAAAUUGAUAUUAGUCCCUUUACAGGUUAUUAUGAGAAAGAAAUCCGUGGAUCGAUCAAUGAUCAUUUCACAUUUUGUCUCGUAUUGACACCAAAUCUACUCGAAAACCUUGCGAAAACUAAUCUCCGAAGAAAUAGAAGUAAGCCGAUUUCCAAUCAUUUCCUCAUGGGAUCAUCUCGGAAACAACAACAACAUAUUAUUCAUUAUUGUACAAGGAUGGACCCUGAUGAAUAUCAUUCUCGUCAUCAUGUUAGACAAGGCAGUGAAGGAGAUCGUAUUUUAUUAGUAUUACAAUUGAUGAUGAUCGCAAUUCUUCUUGCUGUGUUACAAAUCGUACACGUUAUUCGUAAUCGAAAACGUCGAGACUGGCGUCUUCGACGAUUGAGUAGAAUCCGACGCGAACUACUACGUCGAAAAGAAUAUAUAGACAUGCCUAACGAGACGUUAGCGAUGCUUCGAUUUGCCACGAUUAUCGAUAAGGAAUCACACGAUGUAGUCGAUGACCCAGAAAAAAUGCUUGAUGAUAAUGAUGAUGAAGAAGAAGAAGAAGACAACGACGACGAUGAAGAAAAAGUCAGCGAGGAAAAGGAAAAAGAAGAUUCGCCAUUUAUUCCUCACCAACGAAUAUUGACAAGACGAUCAAAAUAUCAACGCACUCGAUCAUUAUCGCCACACUUCGAUGAACAUCUUGUUCAUCAAGAUAUGUGCUGUGCUGAGCACAUUCUCCGAUCGAAACCAUGGCAUCCAAUGUUUCCUUAG
Messenger RNA from Adineta ricciae, 1059 nucleotides. NCBI's taxonomy places the organism in Eukaryota, Metazoa, Rotifera, Eurotatoria, Adinetida, Adinetidae. The record is from the annotation of a GenBank genome assembly.